AUCCAAGUUGUGAUUGGUGACUGAAAACGCCUUCCUUCUCACGUCACAGGCACUCACCUUUCUCUCUCAUAUUCUCUCUUACUCUAUAAAUUAUAUCAUCAUCUUAGCUCCCAAACAUCAUCAUUGACAGCAUAAAUAACUAGCUAGAGCUACGCAGUUCUUUGGUGAACUGAAGAUCAUGGCUGCCAAUCUUCCUCCUGGUUUCCGAUUUUGUCCAAGUGAUGAAGAGCUUGUAGUGCAUUUUCUUCAUCGUAAAGCAGCUCUUUUACCUUGCCAUCCAGAUGUGAUCCCGGAUCUUGAUCUUCAUCCUUAUGAUCCAUGGGAACUUGAUGGUAAGGCAUUGUCGGAGGGUAAACAAUGCUACUUCUACAGCCGAAGAACACAAAACAGGAUUACUAGUAACGGGUGCUGGAAGCCAAUGGUUGGCCACGUUGAAGAACCUAUACUUGCUAGUGAGAACAACAAGCUAGUUGGGAUCAAGAAAUAUUUUAUAUUUUAUGCAGCAGAAGGCAUCAAAACUAAUUGGAUAAUGGAAGAGUACCUUCUCUCGGAACAUUGCACCUCCCAUGGCUCUUCUCCCUCUACAAAAUCAUCCAAAACCAGAGCCCGUUCAAAGCAAGAUUAUAGUAAAUGGGUUAUUUGUCGGGUCUAUGAGCGGAGUUGUGAGGAGGAGGAUGGAGGAAAGGAACUCUCAUGUCUAGACGAAGUUUUCUUAUCAUUGGAGGAUCUUGAUGAAAUAAGCUUAAAUGGGCAGAUAUCCUCACCUAACUCAUGA
Populus euphratica (Euphrates poplar) is the source of this 775-nucleotide messenger RNA. Its product is annotated as NAC transcription factor ONAC010. NCBI's taxonomy places the organism in Eukaryota, Viridiplantae, Streptophyta, Magnoliopsida, Malpighiales, Salicaceae. The coding region runs from base 179 to 775 and encodes 198 amino acids. Gene Ontology annotation, molecular function: DNA binding. Gene Ontology annotation, biological process: system development; regulation of DNA-templated transcription. The transcript has 4 exons. The record is from RefSeq and is a predicted model, not a curated record.